AGACGUAGCGGUUCAUUCAUCUUCUUCCAGAGAGCGAGGCGAGUUAGCGCGAAGGUUGUUUCACAUGAGGGAGGAACUGUCUGGGAGCGAAACACUGCGCUGAAGAACAGCUGAAAGGAGGCGUUUGUUUUUCAGCAGCGAGCACCGCGUUCUUCAUCCAAAUAUUAGCGGGUGAGCAGAUCAGCGAGGCAUCAUGGGGAAGCACAACAGCAAGCUGGCUCCCGAGGUCCUGGAUGAUCUGACCAAGAACACUGAAUUCAACGAGGCAGAGCUCAAGCAGUGGUACAAAGGCUUCCUCAAAGACUGUCCCUCUGGCAUUCUCAACCUGGACGAGUUUCAGCAGCUCUAUGUUAAGUUUUUCCCGUACGGCGAUGCCUCUAAGUUCGCCCAGCACGCGUUCCGGACGUUUGACAAAAACGGUGACGGCACCAUCGACUUCAGGGAGUUCAUCUGUGCCCUGUCCAUCACCUCCAGGGGCAGCUUUGAGCAGAAACUCAACUGGGCCUUCAACAUGUACGAUCUGGAUGGCGAUGGGAAAAUUACCCGUAUGGAGAUGCUUGAGAUUAUUGAGGCCAUUUACAAGAUGGUCGGCACGGUGAUCAUGAUGCGCAUGAACGAGGACGGCCUGACCCCUCAGCAGCGCGUGGACAAGAUCUUCUCCAAAAUGGACAAGGACCACAACGACGAGAUCACCCUGGAGGAGUUCAAGGAGGCGGCCAAGUCCGACCCCUCCAUCGUCCUACUGCUGCAGUGUGACAUGCAGAAGUAGACGGGGGGUGGGGGGUGGGGGGAGGGAGGGGAGGCUGGGACGGGUGCGCGAGUUGAACUGAAACGAGAGGAGGAGUGAGAGGAGUGAGGAAGCAGAGAGGCAGGGAAGCUCUUCACGCAGUGAUUGCUGGAAAUGAACCAUGUUGCGAACACACUCCAUCUCUGAUUGAUGCCAUACUUUCCUCCUAGGCCUCGCCGCUGCGGCGCGCCCCUGCAGCACUUCUGAUUCAGGCUGUACAAAUUUACUGAAUUAAAUAGGUGGAGGUGUCACUCACGCUUUCACGCCGUCAGCCUCGGUACAGUGCGAGAUCACAAGACCGCAGGGAGACUCAAGUGCAGAGAAGUCCUACUCGAAAGUGCAAAACAGGUUGUUUCUGGUUCAGAAGGUAGCGCUUUAUUUUAAUGACCUUGCAGGUGACCUUCACCAUCUGGUCCAACCACGUCAUUCAUGACCUCCAUCACAGUUUCCUCUAAUUUGAUGAGAAGUUUAAGGGGAUGCACUGUACCUUCACUAACAGAAACAGCAAGCUUCAGAAUAAAUGCGAGCACCUCAAAAAUAUGGAAAUGUCCAACAACAGGUUGUGCCUUUUAAAGGGGGCUUUGUGAAGGUGCUGCCGGUUGCCUGGCAACAUUUUGGUAAUGAUGGUGAACAGUUGAGAAAGUCGAGAAACCUGGUCAGAGAAACCGCAGCUUGCUACUUGUGCGAUCGUACGAGGAGACGCUGCAAAUGCCAGCGCCCCGACGCUGUGCAUCAUGGGAUACUUAGAAAAAAACAAAUGGCAGUCAACCAAAAAGGGGACCUGUUGUUUGCUCCAUAUGCUCCAGCUUGGGAAGCGAGAGAGAAGCAAAUGUUUUGCAGACGGAGAGUUGUGUAAAUGAAUGGAACCGCGCGUGGAGAUGUGCGAGUGUGAACGUGGUCUUUCUGUCGCAUACAUGAGUCCCUCGACUCUUAGAGGGAUUUGGCUGAUUGGGUUGAUGACAGUGCGUGUGGGUUUUUAAACCAACGGUCAGUGCAUUGCUGUGAGUUAGUGAUGUGCUGGGCAGGUGUUUAACAUUGUGUCUUUAUAGCCUCAAACCUGUAGUGCAUGGCAUCAAUCUUUGCCAAUGAUCUGCAAUAUAAUUUAUAUAAAUUAUAUGAUUAUUAUAUCACAGUGCCAUUGUUCAUUGUUAUGAGAUGUUUUUACCUGAAAUUAAUGUGGAGCAUUUGUCUGAAAGGCCAAACUGCCUCCAUGAUUCACUGCUGUUUCACAUGAGAAGCCAAAAUAGCCGUCUCUCUCUCUCUCUCUCUCUCUGUUUUUUGUCUUCUUCCUCCAUAAAUGUCAGAGAGGAAGCUCUUUGAUAAUAUGUGGAGGGAGAGAACUUUGCUGAACUCAGCUCAGAUCUAAAAUCAAUGCGAAAAAAAAGAGCAAAAGGUUAAAGAGGGAGCUCGGCGAGCGCUCACCUGCGUGCGAGCGCGAAUCAAAGCCGAUGACCGGCGCAAUGCGCCCGCGGCUCUGCGCGGAGAGAGCAGCCCGCUACUGGUCACAGUCCACCACUCCAGUGGAUCAACCAAACGCUGCUUAGCAACAGGAAACCAGUUUUGUUAUUUAAAAUGAAAACAAAGACGAUCGAUGGCACUGUCAUGAGCUUAGCUUCAUCUGUAUCAUAAGACUUUAUGGUUAGAGUCAUCUUCCUCUGACUCUGAAUGAAAAAGUGUAAUAUUAAUAUUAAUAUUGAUAUUAAUAGCUAAUAGCACUUAGAGGAGCUUCACCAGACAAGAGACCUUGCAGCGACACGUUUGACUUCUCCUGUCACCGUCAGCUGAUCUCCUCUCUCUCACUCCAGCGGGCGAGCUAGAGCGCCAGCCUCCUUCGUGUGAUAAUGUAACGAUACGUGUACAUUGUAAUACGGCUGUGUUCUUAUCAUAUUUAUGACACGUAUGUGUAAAUGUACCUCUAGCUAGGCCUACUUUAAUAUGACCACACAGCUACAGCUACAGUGCAGUAUGGGAGCGUGUGUGUGUGUGUGUGUGUGUGUGUGUGUAUGUGUGUGUGUGUGUGUGUGUGUGUGUGUGUGUAUGUGAGCGACACUCUCGCAGGUGUUCAUACAGUAUGUUUUGUAUUUGUAUCAUUUGUGUAGCUGAAUUUGUAAAAAAAAACGCACCCCCACACACCAAAGUACUGAGUAUUAUUACACCCACACGCUUUUGUGCUCCGCUGGUGUACUGUAUAUACUGUCUCCUGCCGCGUAGCCGCGUGUUGCGUACGCGUAGCGCUCACAUCCAGAGGUUGCUGAGCCGGCAACGAUCCGGGGAGAACGGUUCCGCGUCCCGAGUCUUGUGUCGCAGUGUCACCCUGUGGAUGGAAGUGUAAACUGUCCCGGCUGUACAGGCUCCCUUCGUUCAGUGUGUGUUUGUGUAUUUGCUGUGAACACGCUCAGAGGCAAAUGAAUCGGCUACGUAUAUUCAGUGGGGGAGAGAAUCCGACACCUGCUCAGAUCAGAACUUGUUGAUUAGCGUUAUGUCCAUUGGGCAUAGAGAGGCUCAUACACAGAGUUGAUCUGUUGUGAAUCCAGGGGUAGUGAGUGAAAUGUUGACACCAGACGGAUGUUUUGUCGCUACUGAGUGAAACACCUGCGAUACUAAGAUUAUCCAGUACCACGUGAAGGAAAAUGAGGGGUCAAUAGGCCGUUUGUAUGAUAGAGAAAAGUUCUAUAUAAAUAUAAAUAUAGCAUUUAUGUCCUUGGAGGGACAGUGUUCAGUCUCUAUAUGUUCUUAUAGCGUUCUGUGCAUUGUGGACAUCUGUGCAGGACGGUGUGUCAAAGUAAAGCCCUUGCGGCCUCAUUAACUGUAGGUUUUGUUGCCCCCAGUUUUGACUCACUCUUUGUAACAGGCUCUAACCCUGUGAUUCUGCAUUAGUCGGUAACGUUAGCAGUUUGUCCAGAAACGACUGGCUUCACAACCAGGACAUUCCGUCUGUCCUGAUGAGCGGCCGCUCACAGUGACAGUCUUUGGUUUUCAUUUGGUCGUCUGCUCGCUCUAAAUGCCACUGAUGAAACUGUAUGUGCCAAAGACGGUAAAGGAGGUGAUGUCUUACGAUGAACUCAUGAAGGAUGUGGUUAAAGGGGAGCGAAGCAUAAAGUGAUGUCACAUCGAUCACAUGAAGUGGUGAAUUGAUAGACAUGCGGAUCAUUUGUGCUCAGUUGUGCAACAUAAUUCUAUUCUAUAAUUCUUCAUUAUAUGAUGUUCAUAUAAAGUAAAUGUCUGUUUGUCCUGUUAAUGAUUUGACUUUUGUUUACUUGUUUCCAAUAUUGUUAGGCUGCUAGAACAAAGUCAAUUCAUUUUAUGACAUAGAAUAAAACCCAUGUAUGUAAAGAUUGA
Messenger RNA from Betta splendens (Siamese fighting fish), 4126 nucleotides. RefSeq names its product hippocalcin-like protein 4. Bases 194 to 769 code for a protein of 191 amino acids. Lineage: Eukaryota; Metazoa; Chordata; Actinopteri; Anabantiformes; Osphronemidae. The transcript has 4 exons. The record is from RefSeq and is a predicted model, not a curated record. Gene Ontology annotation, molecular function: calcium ion binding.